Vitrella brassicaformis is the source of this 983-nucleotide messenger RNA. NCBI's taxonomy places the organism in Eukaryota, Vitrellaceae. The record is from the annotation of a GenBank genome assembly.
CAAUUGUGCAUCCUCCAGCUUAAUCCAGCUCUUCGUCAGCGAUGAUGAUGAUGGCGCAUUCAGCACUGAGACUGUAGACUUCGCCCAGAGCGUCAUCGAACAUCCAUCCAUCCCCUUCCUACCUCGAUAAAUAUCUACACCCCCCGGGGAGACAGCCAUCUAUCCCUCUCCUCUCUCUCUCUCUCUCUCUCUCUCUCGCCCAAGGAAGGACGUCACUCCUGCUCAUUGCUGGUGAUGCGGUCACCGGCCUGAGGCGCGCAGUGCUCAGGCAGAUCGCGCCUCAGGCCGGCCGACAUUUAGGAGGGCGUCGCCACCGCGAGCAGCACCAGCAGUGGCGUCGCCUUGGUGACACAAUAAGGACGAGGGCGCUAGCUGCCGACGGGACGGGGCUGCUGGUUGACGGGACACGUGCCAUUCAGCCGGGGACGCCAGAACUCUGCGGGCACGUUUGCCCACACCAUCUCCUUCAAUUCGGCCAAUCACCAUACCACGUGUUUCGGCUGCAGGUGCGUUACUGCCGGAAUAGUAUGCCGUCAGUUUGUAGCUUUUCCAGUCUUGCUCUGACAGCAGAUAAUCGCUCGAGAGAAGCCUUCACCUCACUGACCGAGAGAGCAUCACACGCACUCGAAUGAUCGGUCGUAUGACUCGGGCCUGUGCUGCUGUGUGUGUAUGUACGUACCUGGUGAGUCUGUCGAGUUUGGCUGUGAGGAAGGCCACAGCCUCGGACAACGAGAACUCCAGGAAGACGUCCAGACCGACAUCGACCCAUACACGCGACACACUUGGCCUGCACGGACGCACAUCAAUGGCAGGUAGGCAGAGCAUCCUUGUUGUGUUCCCAGUCAGCUGCAGUUUGUGCGUGCGUACACGUGUGCGUGAGCAGAUACGUCCGCGCCCAGCGGUGCAAGCAGAGUCAGCUCCUGGAUAUUCCCCGACACUAGAUACUGUAUCCUCUCGAGAAGACCGCUGCUGCAGACAUUCAU